UUAAAGACGCCUCAGUAACAAACCGAAUUCUGCUUUGGUCGGAAGUGUUUCCAAAACUAUAUUUAAAGUUGUUGCACUGGUAUGACUGCCAGAUUCUGCGACUGUCGGUUCCCUAACUGCAUCGAGCUAAAUGCUCAAAGGAGCCGCUUACCCGACUUGGUCAGGUGUCGAUGCGGCGAGAAUGGGGUCGAUAAUGUCGAUCCCUGGCAAUGGAACAGCACCGAUGGGUCGGAUGCUUUGAUCACCGGUAAAGACAUCGUCUUCCAUCCCACUAGCAGUCGGGGCACUGCCAUUGUGAGGGGUAACCGGUCUCUGGAACCCGGCAUGGUGCACUUUUGGGAGAUGCUCGCUAUCUCUCCGCUAGUCGGGACUGAUGUGAUGUUUGGCAUCGGAACGCAAAGCGUUAAUCUCGGUCAACAUGAAAUCGAAUUUGUUUCGGCUCUGGGUACUGAUGACCAGUCCUGGGGUUUCUCGUACUAUGGAAAGAUUCAACACGGCGCGGAACAGUGGUCGUAUAGCAAAAAGUUCUCCCAGGGCUGCCUGAUUGGUGUAUACUUGGAUCGCUCUCGCGGGCACUUGGAGUUCUAUUUGAACCGAAAAAGAUUAGGAGUGGCCUUCACCAAUAUACCCGUGGAUCCAAACGUAAACAUAUAUCCCAUGGUCUGCUCUACCGCCGUCAGGACUGUGAUAAGGUUAACCAAUUCCACGUCUAUGCCCGAUACACUGCUGCUCCGAUCCGUCCAAACAUUGUCCACCAAACAGCCAGACCAGCUCUUAAAAUUCCGCCAAAUACCAGCGUUUAAGCGAAUCUUUAAAUCUUUUUGGUUCCUAUACAUGUAAUUUCAUUACUCCGGUUGACUU
Drosophila rhopaloa is the source of this 861-nucleotide messenger RNA. Its product is annotated as SPRY domain-containing SOCS box protein 3-like. Gene Ontology annotation, cellular component: SCF ubiquitin ligase complex. The coding region runs from base 82 to 840 and encodes 252 amino acids. The transcript is spliced from 2 exons. Gene Ontology annotation, molecular function: protein binding. Gene Ontology annotation, biological process: proteasome-mediated ubiquitin-dependent protein catabolic process. NCBI's taxonomy places the organism in Eukaryota, Metazoa, Arthropoda, Insecta, Diptera, Drosophilidae. The record is from RefSeq and is a predicted model, not a curated record.